Messenger RNA from Exophiala dermatitidis NIH/UT8656, 3102 nucleotides. RefSeq names its product ubiquitin-activating enzyme E1 1. Bases 1 to 3102 code for a protein of 1033 amino acids. Gene Ontology annotation, cellular component: nucleus; cytoplasm. The transcript has a single exon. NCBI's taxonomy places the organism in Eukaryota, Fungi, Ascomycota, Eurotiomycetes, Chaetothyriales, Herpotrichiellaceae. Gene Ontology annotation, biological process: DNA damage response; ubiquitin-dependent protein catabolic process; protein ubiquitination. The record is from RefSeq and is a predicted model, not a curated record. Gene Ontology annotation, molecular function: ubiquitin activating enzyme activity.
AUGACAGACGCCGUGAUGGAAGUCGACAACCCUGGAGCAGCCAUCAAGGAGCUUCAAAAUGGGGAGAUCGAUGAGUCGCUCUAUAGCAGACAGCUAUAUGUCCUUGGCCAUGAGGCAAUGAAGCGCAUGGGCUCAUCCAACGUGCUCAUUGUCGGCCUGAAGGGCUUGGGCGUGGAAAUUGCAAAGAAUAUUGCCCUAGCUGGCGUGAAGUCUCUGACGUUGUUCGAUCCCGAACCUGUAGCCAUUGCCGAUCUUUCUUCUCAAUUUUUCCUACGUCCCGAAGAUGUCGGCAAGCCACGAGCAGAAGUCACUACACCGCGCGUCGCCGAACUGAACUCUUACGUCCCCGUCUCCGUGCACAAGUCGCAGUCACUGACUGAUGACCUCAGUCAGUUGAAGCAAUUCCAAGCAGUGGUCCUGACAAACACUUCGCUGAAAGAUCAAUUGACAAUCGCCGAAUUCUGUCACCAGAAUGGCAUCUACCUGACAAUCACGGAUACCUUCGGCCUCUUCGGAUACCUUUUCAAUGAUUUUGGCGACAACUUCACUGUUGGCGAUGUUACCGGGGAGAAUCCCAUCAGUGGAAUUGUUGCAGAUAUUGACGAGACAGGUCUCGUAUCUGCCUUGGAUGAGACGCGGCAUGGUCUGGAAGAUGGUGAUUAUGUCGAGUUUGCCGAAGUUCGGGGUAUGGAGGGUCUCAAUGGCGCACCACCUAGGAAGAUAACGGUGAAGGGUCCAUACUCCUUCUCAAUCGGUGACGUCUCCGGACUGGGAAAGUAUGAGGGAGGAGGUCUUUUCUCUCAGGUCAAGAUGCCCAAGGUCCUGCAAUUCCAGCCAUUGUCUGAGCAGAUUAAGAAGCCGGAAUUCUUGAUCUCUGAUUUUGCCAAAUUCGAUCGCCCAGCCCAGCUUCAUAUCGGAAUCCAGGCUCUCCACACCUUUGCGGCCGAGCAUAAUGGUACCCUUCCCCGAGCUCACAAUGAGGAAGAUGCAAAGGAGGUCCUGGAGAUCACCAAGAAAUUGGCCAAAGACAACGGAGACGACGUUGAAAUUAACGACAAAUUAAUUACCGAGUUGAGUUACCAAGCACAGGGUGACAUUAGCCCGAUGGCAGCGUUCUUUGGUGGACUAGCAGCACAAGAGGUAUUGAAGGCCGUCUCAGGAAAGUUCACACCAGUGGCGCAAUGGCUCUACUUUGAUUCCCUUGAGUCGCUACCUACCUCUGUCCCACGAACUGAGGAACUAUGCAAGCCGACGGGAUCCAGGUAUGACGGGCAGAUCGCCGUGUUUGGCAAAGAAUUUCAGGAAAAGAUUGCCAACAUCAAGAACUUUUUGGUCGGUUCUGGAGCCAUUGGCUGCGAAAUGCUGAAGAAUUAUGCCAUGAUUGGGCUCGGCACUGGCCCUAACGGCCAUAUCACCGUUACCGACAAUGAUUCAAUUGAGAAGAGCAACCUCAAUCGGCAGUUCUUGUUCCGAGCCAAGGAUGUCGGGAAGCAAAAGAGCGAGGUUGCUGCCGCUGCGGUUCAAGCUAUGAAUCCUGACCUUAAAGGCAAAAUCACCACUAUGACAGAUCGAAUUGGGCCUGACAGCGAAGAUAUCUUCAACGAAGAGUUCUGGAACAGUCUUGACGUGGUCACAAACGCUUUGGAUAACGUGGAGGCUCGGACGUAUGUUGAUCGCCGAUGCGUUUUCUUCAUGAAGCCUCUGCUCGAAAGUGGCACCCUCGGCACUAAGGGCAACACUCAAGUCAUCCUUCCAUGUCUCACCGAGUCGUAUUCGAGCUCUCAGGAUCCGCCAGAGCAGUCAUUCCCAAUGUGUACACUUCGAAGCUUCCCCAACAAGAUCGAACACACUAUUGCGUGGGCGCGAGAUCUGUUCCAGUCCUACUUCGUUGGGCCUCCAGAAACGGUGAAUUUGUACCUCACCCAGCCGGACUAUAUCAACACCACUCUACGUCAACAAGGAAAUGAGAAGAUGAUCUUGGAAACCCUCAAGGAUUACUUGGUAACCGACAAGCCGAAUGAUUUCAAUGACUGCAUCGCCUGGGCCCGCCUACAAUUCGAGAAGCAAUAUCACAACGCCAUUGAGCAGUUGUUGUACAAUUUCCCAAAAGACUCCAAGACGUCAAGUGGUGCCGACUUCUGGUCAGGUCCAAAACGUGCGCCGACGCCCCUCAACUUCGACCCCAAGGACCCCACCCACAUGGGUUUCAUCGUCGCGGCUGCCCAUCUUCAUGCGUACAACUAUGGCAUUCAAGCGCCGAAACUGCGCCAUGAAGAUUACGUCAAGGUCAUCGAUAGUAUGAUUAUUCCCGAGUUCAGACCGGAUGCAAACGUCAAGAUCCAGGCUGACGAGAACGAACCUGAUCAAAAUGGACCUGCCAAGUCAGGCGCGGACGAUGAACAGGAGCUGAACAAGAUCAUCUCAGAAUUGCCGUCGCCAAAGUCUCUGCCGACUUUCCGUCUUAAUGUAGUGGAAUUCGAGAAGGAUGAUGACACAAACCAUCACAUCGACUUCAUUACGGCAGCCAGCAACCUUCGUGCGAUGAACUAUAACAUUCCUGUUGCUGACAGGCACAAGACCAAAUUUAUUGCAGGCAAGAUUAUCCCUGCCAUUGCGACCACCACGGCGCUCGUCACCGGCCUGGUCAUUCUUGAACUCUACAAAGUCAUCGACGGAAAGACCGAUCUUGAACAAUACAAGAACGGCUUUGUCAACCUCGCACUGCCGUUCUUCGGGUUCAGCGAGCCGAUCGCCAGCCCCAAGGGCACAUACAAGGGCAAGAACGGUGAAGUCACGAUUGACAAGUUGUGGGAUCGCUUUGAGAUCGACGAUGUGACGUUGACCGAGUUCUUGAAACACUUUGAAGACCUCGGCUUGACUGUGACCAUGGUCAGCUCGGGUGUGAGUUUGCUGUACGCAAGCUUCUAUCCGCCCAGCAAGCUGAAGGAUCGUAUGCCGUUGAAGAUGAGCAAGCUACUUGAGACCAUCAGUCGCAAACCAAUUCCGGAGCAUCAGAAGAAUAUCAUAUUCGAGAUCACAGCCGAGGAUACUACUGAAGAGGACGUUGAGAUUCCAUAUGUCAUGGUAAAGUACAAGAAGUAA